AAACAGAGGAAAAGGACAUCUGGAUUUAUUGCUCUUAAGGGUCUUUCCCCCCCUCCUUUUUAAUGAACAGAACUAAAACCCCGUCACGAAAUUGCAGACACAAACCCAAAAGAAAAGGAUUGGAGUUUGUUGUUUUUUUGCUCGGCAGAAGCAGGAGCAGCAGCAGCAGCAACAACAACAUGGAUGUACUGGCUAGUUAUAGUAUAUUCCAGGAACUGCAGCUUGUCCACGACACCGGGUACUUCUCAGCUUUGCCAUCCUUGGAAGAGAACUGGCAGCAGACAUGCCUUGAGCUGGAACGCUAUCUGCAGACAGAGCCCAGGAAGAUCUCCGAAAGCUUCAGUGAUGACCUGGAUAGUUUUCUUCACACCUCCUCGGCUCAAGGAGCGGAAGACAGUAUCCAGCGGCUGGAGCCCCUCUUAUUACCAGUAGACAUGAGUACUUGUGACAAAAAUGCCAACAUGGACGUUAUCCUCUCACGGGACAAACUAUUGUCUGAGACUUGCCUCAGCUUACAGCCUACCAGCUCCUCUACAGAGGGCUAUACUGCCGUUAACCAGGCCCAACUCAACGCAGUGACCUCACUAACGCCUCCUUCCUCUCCUGAGCUCAGUCGCCAUCUUGUAAAAACAUCGCAAACUGUCUCUGCAGUGGAUGGCACAGUUACACUAAAAUUAGUGGCAAAGAAAUCCGCCCUCAGCUCGGUAAAGGUUGGUGUGGUAGCGCCAGCUAGCACAACGAAGUGUGCGCUCAGCGACAGUGAGCAAGGAGGGGCAGGUGCUGACGCAUCCCCAGAAAACAAGAAAAGGGUUCACCGUUGUCAGUUUAAUGGGUGCCGGAAGGUUUAUACAAAGAGCUCACACUUAAAAGCGCACCAGAGGACUCACACAGGUGAGAAGCCUUACAAGUGUUCGUGGGAAGGAUGUGAGUGGCGUUUUGCACGGAGUGAUGAGCUCACGCGGCACUACAGGAAACACACAGGGGCAAAGCCCUUCAAGUGCAACCAUUGUGACAGGUGUUUUUCAAGGUCUGAUCACCUUGCCCUCCAUAUGAAGAGACACAUCUAAAUAACUGAGACCACUCAGUCAGACCUAAGCGUCAUGGGGAGAAGGGCGGAACAGAAUUGUCUGUCUCUUGCUGUCUUUCAGGAGAAGAGAACUUGAUCACAUAUAAACCUCUGUACACAAAACAUGCACUAAAUGCUGUCAUACACCCAACUAUACUUAAUUACAUAAUCUGUUCUCAAUGCCUUGUCCAUCUGGAAGGCAGAAGAUAUGCGAGAGGAAAGGGGAUGCAGGAGAAGUCAGUAAGACACAAAGAGAUGCUGAUGACGAUUCAGGACACUCGGAUUUUUGUUCCCCGUUUAUUGCCAAUGGAAAUCAAAGCAGAUGGAAGAGGAUUCCCUGCAGGUGAACAGCAGUGGGAGAAGUAACAAGCUUCUCAGUGCAACUUGAUGAGGGUGGAGGAACGUGAUUUUGGAGUUGCAAAUUUGUAGCACUAACUUUUCUUUUUAAAUAGAUUUUGGAGGGAAAACUAAUGACCUAGAAAAACCAAAUCCCAGUUUGGUAGCCAAAAUGUUAAUAUGUCUUGGUUCCUUUCUGUUUUCAUUUUUGAGACUCCCUUACGUCCAGUGGUGCAUCCAGACUCCUCAAGAACACUUUGAUCUGCCCUGGUUCUGGCUCUUCAUAGAACAGAGCUGUCAAGAUCCAUUUAAGUCAAUACCAAUGGCCUUAAUUGGCAGCAGACUGUGCAGUGACACCUAGGACACACCUACCACCUUUCUUGCUUGAACCGGUGUACAUUUCGUCAAGGAUAUAUAUUUUUGAUUUGUUUUGUUUCUUCAAUUUUGAUAUUUGGUUAUUGCACACUCUGUGCACUAGGGGACUAUGGAAACUGCUGGUGUGGUUUCACAGUGAUUGGCCAGCGAAGUCCUUGAGUAACACCACAGUAUAUCUUUGGAGGCAUCACCAUAUUGCCAUAGUUCAGACUUCCUACUUAAUCGCCUAAUGAAAACUUGAAAGAAAGCUUGUUUGGAAGCUUUGAACCUUUUCUCUGUGUUCCUCAGAACUCAUUUACACACCUGGAUAUAUCUGUCUUGGAUUCUACCACUCAGGCAUGACUUCAGGUUUUCCUUCUGCACCAACGGUGGGCAUCCUUGUUGCAACCCACAAUGAUUGGUUAGCAACUCUGGUCACUUAUUCUUGCUAGCCCAUUUUCUUGCUAGCUACCCAGUUAAAUGUCUGGUAACUUAUUUCUGUGUCUAGCACCUGCGAGAGAUAUAUUUUGGGGCUGAGCAGAUCUGUAGAAGUGUUGUUAGUGAUCAUCAUGGAUGGAAAAGUGAGAACCUAUUUCAGACAAAAUAAAUCCCAUACAACAUUCUGCUGUAGAGUAAAGACCUACUUAGGUUCUCCUUUCCCAUUUUUCAAGAUGAUAUAAUGUUCCCACUCUUCUAACAUGUUACAGUUGAAUGAAAGGGGUUGCCUCUUUGGUGAGUACCAGCUUCCCCCCAAAUGAUAAGUUUAAGCAAACCUUAAAAAUAGAUAAUGCAUGGGUCCACUUUGACCAACAGUUGUACCAUUUAAUGAUCAAUGGAGGCAUCAGGCUCACCCUUGAAUCUUGUAGAUAAUGUGGUUGUAGCUCAAAAGUGGAUUAAUUUCCCUGUACUUUAUACACACGCACGCACGCACACACACAUGCACACACAAUACUCUCUCUAUAUAUAGAUGUCUAUUUCUAGCUAGUUGGAGCUGGCACUGAUUCCAAAGACUGCCUUUUCAAACUAUCUCUCAUGCAGGUGGAGAGUUAGUCAUUGGGAAUGGUUGUGUAUAGUUAAUAAUGUGGGACCAUCCCUGCAAGACAUGCCAAGAAAUGAAACAGCACGUGAUUCUCCCUUGGUUGCUGCUCUUCCACUCACUAAACUAGCUCACUGCCCUCCUUUUGACUGUUUUUUGACUUGCUGACUGUUCAGUACUUUCCUAAUUAAUAUUUAGGAUGCAAAAACUUAAAGGAUUCUUUUUUAUAUACAGAAUAUCUAAAAUUGUAUAAUAUAAGUACAGACACAGGGAUUCUUAGCACUUAGCCUUUUUGGCUUUCUUUCCAACUUUGAUUUCACCAAACUACCAAGUUUUUGGAUCAGAGUUCCUGUGCACACUGUGACUGUCAGUGGCCAUUUGUGUUGCAAAUACAAGGUCUGGCCCUUAAUAAUGGGAUGAGAAAUGGACCAAAAUCUAACCAUCUCUACAAGGGCGAUUAAUGUUGGCAUUUAAGAAUAAGGGAGAGAUCUAAGUUUUAUUCCAAAGAUGUAUGGUUAACAAUGAUUUAGAAAAAUAUUGGAGCACUGUUUGCUGACAAUCUUGUAGUUCUCUAUAUUUGUGUUUGCAUAUUUUCUAUUCCACCCAGGGGUUCAAUGGGCGUUUUGAGAACCCUGCACCUUGAUAUUUGAAUAUUGUAUGACAGUUUUAGAAUAUCAGCUUAAGGAGAUGACAGAACAUCUAGACAGUGUGUUAAUGGAAAAAUCUAUACUGUCCAAGAAAUUCUUCUUGUAGCAUCCUACAUAAUGUGCAUUCAUAUUUGUCAUGACAGUAGUCUUUGGGUAAUAUCCACAAAUGUCAUCACCUAAAAUGUUGUUAAAUCCUAUUGCCUCUAGAAUUUGUAGGGAUCAUCUACAAGAGUUGGUGACAAAUUUAAUAUAAGCCUGUCUUUUAAAUAAUUAAAAGCAGGUAGGAGUGGGAAACUAGGGAAAUGAAAAGGAACAAUAUUGAUUUACCUCCUGUUGUCAUUUGUGGUCUUGCUAACUUCUCUACUAAGUGCAGCAGAAUGUAAAAUCAUCAAUACCCUUUAAAUGGCUAAAAAGCCUUAUCCUAGGCAAGUCCUAGCAAGAAUUCUGUUGUUUUGCAUACACGACAGUACUGGGUUUGGGUUCCUAUAUUGUUCCUAUAUUGACCGUCUCUUAACGGUUUUCCAAUAUUAGUGGGGUGAUUAUGCACACUUACUUGCAAGUAAGACCAGUUAAAAUAAACUGGACUUGCUCCAGGGUAAAUCUGUAAAAGAUCCACCUGCAGCCAGUGAGGUGGUGAGCCAAGAAGUAAGAAGCUACCCCUGCUCAGUAGUGGCUGAGGGAAAGAGGAACCUGAUAGCUUUCAUAGCAGGCAUUGCAUGGUGGUGGCAGUGGAGGAGAAGGUGUGAACCACUUUACCCGUUGCUCAAUCUGCCAUCCUAAUUAUAGUAAGAAGGGAGUCCCAUGGAGGUUAAUGGGAAUUAACCUGCCAGUAAACAUGCUUAGGAUUGUUACUGGGAGAUGCACAACCCCCCCCCCCCACAUUUUGAGAUUUUGGUUUAACCACCUACAACAAGGGUGGGGGAUGUCUGGCCCUCCUGAUGUUGUCGGGCUUCAACUCCCAUCAGCCCUAGCCAGCAUAGCCAAUAGUGAGGGAUGUUGGGAGUUGCAGUCCAACAACAUCCUGCAGACUGCAAAUUCCCCACCCCUAACCUGCAAAAUGAAAACCAUGCCUGAUGGUGCCAUAACGAUAAUGACCUGCGCUUUUUAAGAUUUCCUUUUUCCUUUUACAAAACCCGAGGGAAGUGAAGAGAGAGUUGUAGAUAUUCCAAGAACUUAAUUUCACCCCUUGUCCCUUCUCAUCUUGGCUUUCGCUGUCCUGUACAAAUUGGAUUUUUGAAGGAGAGGAUUUUCUUCAUUUAUGGCAAAUACUGGCCAACUUCUUCAGCCCUGGA
This is a messenger RNA of Elgaria multicarinata webbii, 4731 nucleotides long. RefSeq names its product KLF transcription factor 7 (gene KLF7). Gene Ontology annotation, biological process: regulation of transcription by RNA polymerase II. NCBI's taxonomy places the organism in Eukaryota, Metazoa, Chordata, Lepidosauria, Squamata, Anguidae. The coding region runs from base 63 to 1067 and encodes 334 amino acids. Gene Ontology annotation, molecular function: RNA polymerase II cis-regulatory region sequence-specific DNA binding; DNA-binding transcription factor activity, RNA polymerase II-specific. The transcript is spliced from 4 exons. The record is from RefSeq and is a predicted model, not a curated record.